UGCUGGCCUGGAAAAAGAAAAGCAAAUUAAGAGGGCUUAGGAUCAUUUUCUUGUUUCCUUAAUUCCUUGCUCAGAUGGAGUCCUUAAAGGGUGAAGAAGUAAAGUGCGUGUGGGUUCAGGGCCCUAUCAUCGUAGGAGCAGGACCCUCAGGGCUAGCCGUGGCCGCGUGCCUCUCCCACCAUGGAGUGCCCUACGUCAUUCUCGAGAGGAGCCACUGCAUCACCUCCCUCUGGCAACACAGAACCUACGACCGUCUCAAACUCCACCUCCCCAAACACUUCUGCGAACUCCCCCUGAUGCCCUUCCCCCUCCAUUUCCCAAAAUACCCCUCCAAGAACCAGUUCAUCUCCUACCUCAACUCCUACGCUUCUCGCUUCAACAUCCGCCCCAGGUUCAACCAAUCCGUUCAGACCGCCGAGUUCGACCCUUCUUCUCAGCUUUGGCUCGUCAGAACCAACGGUUUUCAGUACAUUUCCCCGUGGCUCGUCGUUGCUACCGGAGAGAAUGCUGAGCCUGUUGUUCCCUCCAUUUCUGGCAUGGACAUGUUUCACGGUCCCAUUGUUCACACCAGCGUCUACAAAUCUGGUUCUGAUUACAAUAACCAGAGGGUCUUGGUCAUUGGCUGCGGCAACUCCGGUAUGGAAGUUAGCUUGGAUCUUUGCCGCCACAACGCCAACCCUUACAUGGUUGCAAGAAACACAGUACAUGUUUUGCCUAGAGAGAUGUUUGGGUUUUCGACGUUUGGAAUAGCUAUGGCUCUCUUGAAAUGGCUUCCAAUAAAGGUAGUAGACAAGUUGGUUUUGGCGGCGGCUAGGUUAAUGUUGGGUGACACCGCUCGUUAUGGCGUUAGGAGGCCCAAAACGGGGCCUAUAGAGCUCAAACUAGUAACCGGGAAAACCCCUGUGCUUGAUGUUGGACAAGUGGCUCAAAUAAGAUCCGGUAACAUAAAGGUGAUGGAAGGUGUGAAGGAGAUAACAAGAAAUGGUGCCAAGUUUAUGGAUGGACAAGAAAAGGAGUUCAGCGCUAUAAUAUUGGCAACGGGAUACAAAAGCAACGUGCCCACUUGGCUUAAGAGCUGUGAAUCUUUCACCAAAGACGGAAUGCCGAAAACUCCGUUUCCAAUGGGUUGGAAGGGAGAGAACGGAUUAUAUACAGUGGGGUUCACGAGAAGAGGUCUUCUUGGAACUGCAUCAGAUGCCGUAAAAAUUGCUAAAGACAUCGCUGAUCAAUGGAUGACCGUUAAGGACAAAUCAUACCGUAAUUCCCACAUCAUCUUGCUCAAGAGUACAUAGGAUCACGUGCGUAAUCUUGUAAUAUUGUCCUGGAUAUUUUUUUUUCUACCUCUUUACAGAGGUUUUUUAUUUUUAUUUUUUUGUGUAUGUACAAUUUUGUAUUUUCAGUUCAGCAGCAUUCUUGUGUCUAAACUUUUCACCUAUUGGCUUCGUUUGAAACAGUUGCGUAAAUGAAAUGCUAUCUUUGUUCAAAGAAAGGACAACAAACUGGUAGGUUAUGGGUAUGCCUCUAUGAGGCAUGAUAUUCUUGCCUAUCAUUUUUUA
Messenger RNA from Glycine soja, 1556 nucleotides. RefSeq names its product probable indole-3-pyruvate monooxygenase YUCCA4. Gene Ontology annotation, cellular component: endoplasmic reticulum membrane. NCBI's taxonomy places the organism in Eukaryota, Viridiplantae, Streptophyta, Magnoliopsida, Fabales, Fabaceae. The transcript has 4 exons. The coding region runs from base 75 to 1292 and encodes 405 amino acids. Gene Ontology annotation, molecular function: monooxygenase activity; flavin adenine dinucleotide binding. Gene Ontology annotation, biological process: auxin biosynthetic process. The record is from RefSeq and is a predicted model, not a curated record.